AUGCCUCUGAAAGGAAUGACAACAAGGAGAAGGCCUGCAGAUGAUGUCCCUGAGGCUAAGGUUCCCUCUCCACCAGUUUCAUUCCCUAUGAACGCCAUUCUUGAGGCUUUAAGAGGCAUUCCUGCCCAACAGAUGGAUCAAAUUGCUCAUCACUUCCACAUUUCCAUCGGAUUCAAAUGCCUAAGUCUAAAGGUGGACAAGAUCCCAUGGAAAAAAAAAGUUGGAAAAAGAAAUCUGACCAAGAAGAAGGAGAAGGCUUUUGGUCAAGCCUAUGCUCUUGGUGGUGAUGAUAUAUCAGUGGUUAGUGGCUUUCCAGAUGUGUUUCCUGAGGAUUUUCCAAGACCACCACGUGAUAGAGAGAUCGAGUUUUACAUUGAUUUAAUUCCUGGGACUCAACCAGUUUCUAUUGCACCUUAUCUCAUGACACAUGCAGAGUUGGUUGAAUUGAAAAGGCAAUUGGGUGAGUUAAUGGAUAAAGAAAAAGCAAAUGUGGUCAUGGAUGCAUUAAGUAGAAAAUCUCAUGGCACUUUGGCUUGUUUAGCUCUUGAGGAUUGGAAAAGAAUGAUCACGGUGGGUGAUUAUGAUUUGGAGUACUAUGAAGGAAAAGAGAUUGCUUGUGUUUCAAACAAGUGGUUACACCAGUGCUACUUCGACAAAUUUAGAAAUGUUAAAGUUGAGCACCAGAGACCAUCAGGGUUGCUUCAACCUUUACCUAUACCAGAAUGGAAGUGGGACAAGAUCACAAUGUACUUUGUGACGGGAUUACCAUUAACACCAUUAAAGCAUGACAUUGUCUGGGUGAUUGUCAAUUGUUUGACCAAAUCUGCUCAUUUCAUUCCAAUUAGGAAGGAUUAUAAGGUUUCUAGACUAGCUCAACUUUAUGUGGAUAAUAUACUUCGACUGCAUGGGUUGCCUUCCAGCAUUGUUUCUGAUGGAGAUCCUCGAUUUACAUCAAGAUUUGGAGUGAAGGGUAAGCUAGCCCCGAGGUAUAUUGGACCUUUCAAUGUUAUUGAGAGGGUUAGGGAGGUUGCUUUUCGAUUGAACUUACCAGCACGGUUGGGGCAUGUUCACAAUAUGUUCCAUGUAUCAAUGUUGAGGAAGUAUACUCCAGACCCAUCGGACAUCAUUGAGUAUGAGGCUAUCCCUCUUCAAGAGGACGUGACAUAUGAAGAACAACCUAUCAGAAUCCUAGCGAGAGAGUUAAAGAUGCCAAGGAAUAGAGAGAUUCUAGUAGUUAAGGUCUUAUGGCAGAACCAUAGAGAAGACGAGGCUACAAGGGAGUUAGAGUCAAAUAUGCAUGAGAAGUAUCCGCAUUUGUUUAAUUUUCAGCUUGAGGUUGUACUAUGA
This is a messenger RNA of Humulus lupulus (European hop), 1347 nucleotides long. RefSeq lists its product as uncharacterized. Lineage: Eukaryota; Viridiplantae; Streptophyta; Magnoliopsida; Rosales; Cannabaceae. The record is from RefSeq and is a predicted model, not a curated record. Gene Ontology annotation, molecular function: nucleic acid binding. The transcript is spliced from 6 exons. The coding region runs from base 1 to 1347 and encodes 448 amino acids.